AUGUUUAGCGUGGUGUCUGGGACCCUCACAACACGCACCGUACCCCAGCCGGCGUCCACCCGCUCCGCCGCCAACCCCGAAUGCCCGACCGUAACCCGCACCGCGACGGUGUGCCGCCGCUGCGUGACGCCCGAGUGCGCCGUGCUAUCGACAAAGACGCGCCGCUGCGACUGCCCCUGGCCACCUGCCAGCGUGACGGUCGCGUGGCCGUGCGGGACAGACGGCAAGUGCGCCGGCGUCAAGGGCCUCGGCUGCACCACCUCGUACAGGUGGGCCCGCCCGACGUCGGCGUGCCCGGCCAACCUGGAUCCGCCCAACAAGCCGAGGCCGAAGCCGGUGCAGCCUGGCGGCGGCAUGGGCUGCACUGCUCCGCCCCAGCCGACUGUCACCUCGCCGCCGACGACGACGACGACGACGACGACGGCCGCGCCCACGGUGACGCCGGCUUUGUGCUCGACCGAGGUCACGGUGCAAGAGUAUCCGCAGUCUUGUAGCUGCGUUUCCGACUUUUGCAUCCGGGAUAAUCUCGUUACCCUUCCAUGCGGCUGCUCCAGGCUAGACAUCGCAACUGCGACCAGUACCCUCGCCUGCCCCACCAAUUCAAGCUGCACACGCUGCUUCACAGCCUUUCCCUUCACAGAGACCCAGCCGUGUAGCAGCGGCUCAUUGGCUCUGGCACGUACCUGUUGA
Molecule: messenger RNA, 690 nt
Organism: Pyricularia pennisetigena
Lineage: Eukaryota; Fungi; Ascomycota; Sordariomycetes; Magnaporthales; Pyriculariaceae
Exons: 3
Coding region: 1-690 (229 amino acids)
Source: RefSeq, a predicted model, not a curated record